Messenger RNA from Baudoinia panamericana UAMH 10762, 2203 nucleotides. RefSeq lists its product as uncharacterized. The record is from RefSeq and is a predicted model, not a curated record. The transcript is spliced from 2 exons. Lineage: Eukaryota; Fungi; Ascomycota; Dothideomycetes; Mycosphaerellales; Teratosphaeriaceae. Gene Ontology annotation, cellular component: endoplasmic reticulum membrane. Gene Ontology annotation, molecular function: GTPase activator activity; guanyl-nucleotide exchange factor activity; protein binding. The coding region runs from base 83 to 2059 and encodes 658 amino acids. Gene Ontology annotation, biological process: protein secretion.
AUUUUGCUCGAUUUUCCCAGUAUAUCACUCAACUCUGCAUUCUGUACUUUGAGCGAACGUCCUGAAAUUCUGAUUCUCCAACAUGCCUCACCAGAUGAACUCGAAGGUGUCCUACGCCAAAGCAACCCUCCCCUAUCCCGUAUUUGCGGCGGACUUCGACCCCUACAAUCGCGGCUAUCUUGUGGUCGGAGGUGGAGGCGGCGAGAGCAAAACCGGUGUGCCGAACCAGAUCUCCGUCCUCGAUAUCUCCAACCGCGCAUCCAUCUCCACCGCCGCUGAAGUGGAACUGUCGCGCGACGAGGACUCGGUGCAAUCGCUCGCCAACCUCGCGACCAAAGACGGCUUAAUAGUGUUUGCGGGCAUCAAUGGCUCCCAAGCGAACCAGAACGCCGGCAAGAACGAGCAUCUUCGCUCCUUCGACGUCAAGUAUCCGCCGCGCAAAAAGCAGAGGACCGAGAAGGAUGGCGCUGAACCGAAAGGGGAGAUCAAGCAGAUUGGCAAACGGUCACUCUUCCGUUCCGCGAAGGCGGACAAGAGCGAGACUUACCAGCGCAUACUGCGACUCUCACCCGCGCACAAGCGGGAGUCGGGCAGCAAGCGCAUUGGUGCAGUCGCAACUGGCAUGGCUAAAAGUAACGAGAUCGUUGUCUUCAGUGCGACAAGCGCUACGCCCAGCGACUCAGACGUUAUCGCUCGGAUUGAUCUCCCCGAAGACGCCGAAGCGACAGACUUGGACAUCGUCGAGACUGACGAGUCUGUCUUCUCCAUGGCAUACUGUACCGACUAUGACAUCUACGAGCAAAGCUACAAGUACAACUUCGGUUCGAAGAAGGUUGAGAAGACGCCUAACGGGCCUCGGCGUGUGCAGUCAAUGCCAUACCCUGACGCCAAACAGGACCCGAAGUCGCGAUCAAAGUACCGCUGCUUGCGCUUCUUGAACGGACAGAGCCUGGUGGCGCUUGCGAACAAGCCGAACAAGAGUGGCGCGGAGCUACAGAUCAUCCAUCUCUACCCUACGGGUCCGGCAUCCAUUCAGCUGCAGAAGACUCUGCCCUCACACAUACGUCAGUCAGUGAGUAUGGAUGUGUGCGCUCUUGAUGCGGACAAGAAUGGAAACUGUCAGGUCAUAGUCGCCAUCGCCAGCCAAGAUAUCAGUAUUGAGGUCUAUGUUACCAACUACCAGGCUGCGACCGACACAUUCUCGCCGUUCAAGCACUACCUUAUCCUGCGAGAUGUCCAUCAGCAUCAAAUGACCAAGAUCUGCUUCUCGCCCUUCCACUCACCUUUGCGUGCAGAGGAUCCCGAGAAUGGCGCAAAGGAUGCGAGCGGUAAGGAGCCGCCGCGAAAGGCCGAAACGAUGAUGCACCCAGGACCGCAAUAUGUCCGCUUGGCUUCGGUAUCCUACGGCAAUACGGUUGUGGUUGACACAUUCCCACUGUCGCCUUUCGAGCCGAAAGACAAGCACAGCCGCUAUGUGCUCAACCACCCCAGCGACGAGCGCUUCACGCAGAUCUCGUUCAUUGUCGUUAUCUCGUUGGUCGUGCUUGUUGCAGCCUUCUUGAUACAGUCAUUCACGACUGGCUUCUCCAGCGACUGGGUUGGCCCAUUUAGUCUACUGCCACGCGACGCUCGCGAGUUGCUUGACAGGCCUGCAAGUGCAGCCGCUGGCUUCGGCAGAGGCAUGCAGCACACGGUCUCGUCCGUCGUCGAGUCUGCGGUACCUUCUGGGAUGCCGGGCAAAGGCCGUUUGCAGGAAUUACUUGCCGCUCAUGGUACUUCACCAGACGCGCAACAGAAGGCGCUAGUGAUUCGAGACGGUAAUGAGGGCACUGAUGUGUCUGUGGAUGUGCAUGCGGACACGGAAGAGUAUCUGAAGCGAGAUACCAAGGCCAAGCGCUGGCACGAGCUUGAUGAGCAGCAGAAGGCGAGCUGGAAGCAGAAGCUCAUCAGGGCUGGUCGGUGGGCGGAGAGUGAAGGCGAGAGUGUGCUUGUGAGCGUGCUAUUCAGCGAGUACGCUGGGUUAGUCGGACAGGUUGCUAGGGGUGUCCUGAAUGGCUGAUACUGUGGCUGUACCUAGGUGAUCAACAUCUUGAUUGCGCGCCGCUUAUGCUUAUGAAUCUCGGGUUCAACCCUCCUCCAGAGCCCUUUGUUGAUCGAAGCUUUUCCUUGUCGAGCCAGCAGAUCGUGCUGAGCGCCAUGUAGA